Messenger RNA from Alosa sapidissima (American shad), 1274 nucleotides. RefSeq lists its product as uncharacterized. The record is from RefSeq and is a predicted model, not a curated record. Gene Ontology annotation, cellular component: plasma membrane. Bases 138 to 1274 code for a protein of 378 amino acids. The transcript has 7 exons. NCBI's taxonomy places the organism in Eukaryota, Metazoa, Chordata, Actinopteri, Clupeiformes, Clupeidae.
ACAUCAAUAAAGGGUUCACCAUUUUACCCAUAUUGCACAACCUCUUCUGUAAACCUUUGUUGUCUUUGUCCUUUUCUUUGUCUACUGUUUAAUCACCCCUGUGUCUGUUCGGUCAUUCACUGUCGCUGGGUGUCACCAUGUUGGAGCACAUGUCUCGCCGGUCUCGCUCACUCCUGUCCCUCUCGCUGACCUCUCUGGCCCUGGCGUUGUCGGUGUUGGCCUUCUCUACCUCCUACUGGUGCACAGGGACGCACAAGGUGGUCAAGCCUCCGUGCCUGUCUCCCGUCAAGAUGAAGAACUGUGGACAGAACAACAGCCAACCCUACACCACUGAAAGUCCUACAGUUGACCCACGCAAGCCUGUCUCCAACAUCACGCUAACCUCAAGCCAGAAGGAGGAGCAGGCGCGAAUACGGGCCAGGAAGAUGGCCAACGCCGUGCACUACAUCUGGGAGACGGGCGAGGACAAGUACAUGCUGCGCUAUUUCCACACCGGCUUCUGGCUCUCCUGCGAGAAACACAAUGAAGGGGAGGUCUGUCGGAGUUUCAUUGAGCUGACACCAGGAGAGACACAAGGUGUGCUGUGGCUUUCUAUGAUCUCUGAGUUUGCGUACAUCGGACUGCUGGCCAUGGGCUUCCUAAUGAUGUGGGUGGAGGUCUGCUGUCUCUGUCUCAGUAAGGAGAUGUAUGCCCUGAAGAUCAACGCCUUUGCAGCCAUGUGCACCGUCCUGUCAGGUUUGAUGGGUAUGGUGGCCCAUAUGAUGUACACCACAGUGUUCCAGAUGACCGUGAGCAUGGGGCCUAAAGACUGGCGGCCACAGGAGUGGGACUACGGCUGGUCUUUUGCCAUGGCCUGGCUGUCUUUCAGCUGUUGCAUGGCCGCGGCUGUCUUCACACUCAACUCCUACACCAAGACUUUGAUCGAGAUCCGGCACCGGCAGCGCAUCCAAUUGGAGGAGGCCCGCGCCGCAAGCCACGCCCCCUCCUACGAUGAGGUCAUUACAGAAACUGACGGUGGCGGCGGCAGCAUGUACUCCGUCAACCGCCUGCUGCGUCAGGCCCAGCAGAGCACGCUGAUGGAGAACAUUUGGCCCCCCCACGCCGCGCUAGUGAUGGGCCCGGGGGGGCACAUGGCCCGUGGGGGGAUGGUGCUGGUCGGGGGGUGCGGGACGGAGGGAUGCGAGGACUGCGUGAGGGAGAUGGACGAGAUGGAGGACGCACAGGAGGAGGACUGUUCUGUGUCACAGUUGGAAGCAGGUGACAGUUGGAAGUAG